Molecule: messenger RNA, 770 nt
Organism: Haliotis rufescens (red abalone)
Lineage: Eukaryota; Metazoa; Mollusca; Gastropoda; Lepetellida; Haliotidae
Exons: 2
Coding region: 1-486 (161 amino acids)
Source: RefSeq, a predicted model, not a curated record
AUGGCUGGUCUUCGCAAUGUUGAGUUUGUUAUGUCACAGAGAGGAAAGCCCCAAGUCCCAUUUGAUGGUUAUCUUCACACUAAGAACGUCGAGAGACUGACUUGCGUACACUGGAAGUGUGUCAAGUCCACAUGUAGAGGAAGACUCACGACAGUAGGAACCGUGAUAAGGAAUGCUACAGAGCAUAACCAUGCCCCAUACAUCGUCACUACCUGGGCCGACCACGGAGCACGAUUCCCCCUACCACUGUGGAACCAUCACGGUACAACAGGUCCCAGGACGAACAACAACCUGGAAGGCUUUCAUAACCGACUCAACCGAGGUCUCCCUCACCGGCAUCCCAACAUCUACCGAUUUGUGGAGGUAGUCAGGAAGGUGGAACAGGCAGAACGAGCUAAGAUUUUACAGCUCGACUUUGGAGCAGCUCCAAGAGGCAGGAAGAGAGUGUACAGAGAGGUGGAGAACCGUCUCUGCCGCCUGAGGUGAGGCUAGACGACUUCAUCCAAGCAAAGGAGUUUGUAGGGUUGCUGGACACACCCCUUCGUCAGGCAGUUAAUUGCAGACCUUGGGCUUCUGCACAUGAUAAUGCCCUGAAAAAUAGCGUUACCCUUAUAUUAUUUUAAGAUAGCAGGACUACUGCUGAGUGCGCUAUUAAACAACCAACGACCUAUACUGGCUGCAUCACGGGACAAAAACAAGAAAAUGAAUAAGAACCACUAGAAGCAAUCAGCUUUAACCUAAAACUUGCAGUUCACUCAGUCCAUUACUUG